This is a messenger RNA of Striga hermonthica, 339 nucleotides long. The record is from the annotation of a GenBank genome assembly. Lineage: Eukaryota; Viridiplantae; Streptophyta; Magnoliopsida; Lamiales; Orobanchaceae.
AUGGACGAUAAAGAUAAAAUUGGGUCACGAUUGUUCUGUUGCUUUAGGUGCAGAAACAUCGUAGCAGCUACUGAUAAUAUCGUUAACAAGCAGUUUGUGGCCGGGACGAAAAGGGCAUUUUUAUUCAGUUGGGUGACGAAUGUAAGUGAAGGGCCAAAAUCGGACAGGCUUAUGAUCAGCGGCAAACAUAUGGUGUCCGAUGUGUUUUGCGGCGAUUGUGGGGAGAUUUUGGGGUGGAAAUACUACGAGGCUUAUCAUGAGAAUCACAAGUACAAAGUAGGCAAAACUGUGCUAGCAAAGUCCAAGAUUGUCCGAGCUUAUGAUUCUACAUUCUAUUGA